Molecule: messenger RNA, 1024 nt
Organism: Hevea brasiliensis (rubber tree)
Lineage: Eukaryota; Viridiplantae; Streptophyta; Magnoliopsida; Malpighiales; Euphorbiaceae
Exons: 8
Coding region: 1-819 (272 amino acids)
Source: RefSeq, a predicted model, not a curated record
AUGGAUAAUUCGCACGCGAGAGAACCAGUUACUGGUAACAUACUCAACGACGUGGCGUUUUGCACUACAAGUGUUUGCCUUUUAGCAGGGGUAGAAGAUUUCUUCAAUUUACUUAAUUACAAGAUAAAGCUAGAGAAACUCGCUCACUGUCACUUCCAGCCACCCGCUUUCUUCCUCUUCAAUCCUCAUCCAGCGAUGACUUCUCUUCUUCAUGGAAAUCCAAAUUGCAACAUUUUUUGCAGAAAUAGACCUAUUUCCUAUGUGGGUAUUUCAAGUAUUCCAUUAUUGCAUUUGGGAGCUGGAGAUUUCCAAGGGAGAUUAAUUUCACAAAGCUUUUGUAGAAGGGUCGCAUUCUUGGAAAAUCCAAGAAGAGGAUCCAGCAGCAUGAUGUCAAAGAAAAUUAACUUUAUUAUCCCUAGAAGUAGCAGCUCCUCAGACUCCAAUAACAAUGAAGAUGUUUCCUCUGAUCAAGGCAAGCAGACACCUUUUGGAUACACUAGGAAGGAUGUUUUAUUGAUUGGAAUUGGAGUUACUGUUCUUGGCAUUGGAUUGAAAAGUGGACUGGAGUUUGCUGGAGUGGAUCCUUUACAAGCAGGGAAUGUUGUUCAAUUGGUACUGGUUUUAGGCCUAACAGUCGGAUGGAUUUCAACGUAUAUCUUUAGGGUGUCAAACAAGGAAAUGACGUAUGCUCAACAACUGCGUGACUAUGAAAACAAAGUCAUGCAGAAGCGGUUAGAGGGUUUGACAGAAGCUGAGUUAGCAGCACUGCUUGAAGAAGUCGAAGAAGAGAAGAAAAUCCUAACAAGGGUUGCAGAAUGAUGGAGUUCUUGCUUUAUAGUAGGCCUGGCCGAGAGUUCCGUCCGGGCUGAAACCGGCGGUUCCGGUUUAAUGGUUCAAGGGGUCUGGGUCUAGACCGUAAGUCCCCGGGUCUAGGUCCUGAUUCAAUCCCAUAUUGAUCCAACGGUUGAAUUUUUUUUAAAAGAAAUUUUUUAUUAUUAUAAUAAAUUAUUAUAUUUAUAUUUUA